Messenger RNA from Phytophthora nicotianae INRA-310, 426 nucleotides. RefSeq lists its product as hypothetical. The transcript has a single exon. Bases 1 to 426 code for a protein of 141 amino acids. The record is from RefSeq and is a predicted model, not a curated record. NCBI's taxonomy places the organism in Eukaryota, Oomycota, Peronosporomycetes, Peronosporales, Peronosporaceae.
AUGCCGCAAACGGUUGUCCUUCUGUAUCCGUCCGACAUCCCGGACCUGGGACUUGAUUUUCCCCGCUACGGAAUCGUGUCAUCACGGGGAAGAGCGAUGAAAACGGUUCGAGGCCUGCCACGCGCUGACGACGGCGAAGAAGUCACCACCUCCGUUGCACCAGCGACCGUUACGUCCCGCCAAGUCCCCGCAGACGAACUCACAAAUGAACGGCCAGGACUGGCCUUGUUUCGACCAGGCACUGUCAUCAGCAACGAUACAACGCACCACGGACAAGUUACAGCGUACAAUAAUGGCGUCUACGAGUUCCUUACUUCCUCCGGACCACUCGAAGUGCCAUAUGACGAGUUCCAAGAAGUAGCCCCAGCUAUCGCGAUUUUUAUUGUGGCAAGCCGUCCUUCUGCCGGCAAUCGACUCGCCAUCUGA